UUGCUAGUUGCUGGAAAACCUCCAGCAAGGGCGGACCAAUUACUCUCCCUGAAAGAAAUCAUCAUUCUACGUGUAAUCUACUCACAGACAAAUCAUUAUCACAGAAGCGUGGAAGAAGCCUCUCUUGUUACUUGAACCUUGAACUGGAAUGGACAAAUUGUAAUAUCAAACUUAAGUGUUUAUUUUUGAUUUAUUCCGCCGGUUGACGGAGCUAAAUGCAAAUAAACAAGAAUGGCUACAGAAAUACUAAAUCCGGUAGCUUCAGAACCAAACACAAGAAUAUCUUUAGAAAGCGGAGAAAACAAGAGAAACAAAGUCCGCCCGGCUGAAACGAAAGGGAAAGGCUUGUAUCGGAAAAGAAAGCUUGAAAAAAUUCCCGCGGAAAUAUCGGACACGGAGGAUGAGGAUGGAGCGGCGGACAGAUCCUUGAAACGGCGGAAGAAGGCUCGGCGGGCCCGCCGACGGCCCUACAAGGGCUAUUACGAGAUGACGGACAAAGAGCGGUCUAGUAUGGAGGAUAGAGAGAGGUUGCGUGCUGAUAAAAUCCGUGAAAGGAUGAGAGCUAAAGGGCAUAUGCUGGCUCCAUAUAAUACUACGCAAUUCAUUAUAUCCGACCAACAAGAUGACAAAAUGAAAGAAUUCGAACUUCAACUCGACUCGAAAGAUCUAUUUAUGAACAGUCCAACAAAGGUUCGAAAACGUGGACGGGAUUCUAGUUUCAGCCUGGACUCAGAUGAAGGAUACUUCUACUCGUCGCCGGAGGACGAGGAAGAGUUUAUGUGCAAAGAGUUCAGCAAGGACUAUGAGAACGUGCACAUGGAGAAACUGGAGAAGUUGGACAAGAUUACCCUGAUCCAUGAGUACAUCAACAUGGAGAAAAAGGUGGACAUGCUGGAGAAGACCCUGGAGGAGAUCAACACAAGGGAGGAGAUGAAAGCUCUGACAGGAGAGGUGGAUUAUGAAUUCCAUCGCGGAGAAAUACCCAUGGAGCCAGAAACUGCACUCAAGAUUAAAAUCUUCCAACGAGAAAUUACAAGACUUAACAAGGAGAACUUUAACCUUAAAAAAGAGACUUCAAUGAUGAAAAGAAAAUUUAUGAAAUUUCAUCAUUCUCCGUCCUCCAGCUCGGCCUCAGAGGACGAGAGUGUUCAGGAGUUGCUGGAGGACAAGCCUAGGACGGAGUACGUGGACGUAAAAACCGAGGAUACAGGUUAUGAGAGCACCCAGAGUAAAGAGCAGACCCCGGAGCCGGAUUGGAGCAAAGAGACAAAGGAGAAACCCACGACGUAACGAUGAUCCCAUACCUAUCCCCCUUUAAUGUCUGUGAUCCUGUAAAUUAUGAAAAUAUACCUAAAUAAAUAUAUAUGAUCAAAUAACUAA
Eurytemora carolleeae is the source of this 1380-nucleotide messenger RNA. RefSeq names its product protein HEXIM (gene Hexim). Gene Ontology annotation, biological process: negative regulation of cyclin-dependent protein serine/threonine kinase activity; negative regulation of transcription by RNA polymerase II. Gene Ontology annotation, cellular component: nucleus; nucleoplasm; cytoplasm. Bases 232 to 1290 code for a protein of 352 amino acids. The transcript has a single exon. Gene Ontology annotation, molecular function: 7SK snRNA binding; cyclin-dependent protein serine/threonine kinase inhibitor activity. Lineage: Eukaryota; Metazoa; Arthropoda; Copepoda; Calanoida; Temoridae. The record is from RefSeq and is a predicted model, not a curated record.